GUGCCCGAGGGUCCGCUAUGGAGCUGGCGGAGCCGGGCGCUCGGUAGCCCAGCGGGCAAGGCAGGUGCCAUGGCCCUGAUUGAAGGGGUGGGUGAUGAGGUGACCAUCCUUUUCGCGGUGCUUGCCUGCCUUCUGGUGCUGGCUCUCGCCUGGGUCUCAACACACACUGCCGAGGGCGUGGAUCCACUGUCCCAGCCAUCAGGGACCCCACCAUCAACACAGCCCAGCGAAGCCAUGGCGGUCACUGACAGCAUCAGAGGGGAGGCCCCAGGAGCUGAGACCCCGAGCCUGAGACACAGAGGUCAGGCUGCACAGCCAGAGUCUGGCAUGGGGCUCCCGGCCACACCGCCACCCCAGGACUCCCCCCAAGAGCCCCUCGUGCUACGGCUGAAAUUCCUCAACGAUUCAGAGCAGGUGGCCAGGGCCUGGCCCCACGACACCAUUGGCUCCCUGAAAAGGACCCAGUUUCCCGGACGGGAGCAGCACGUGCGACUCAUCUACCAAGGGCAGCUGCUAGGAGACGACACCCAGACCCUGGGCAGCCUUCACCUCCCUCCCAACUGCGUUCUCCACUGCCACGUGUCCACCCGGGUGGGUCCCCCACACCCACCCUGCCCACCGGGGUCAGAGCCAGGCCCCUCCGGGCUGGAGGUAGGCAGCCUCCUGCUGCCCCUGCUCCUGCUGCUGCUGCUGCUGCUCUGGUACUGCCAGAUCCAGUACCGGCCCUUCUUUCCCCUGACAGCCACCCUGGGUCUGGCCGGCUUCACCCUACUCCUCAGUCUCCUGGCCUUUGCCAUGUACCGCCCGUAGUGCCUCCACGGGCUCUUGGCAGUGUCGCUGGCCCCUCCGGACCUUGCUCCCCACGACACGGUGGGAGCUGCUGUCUGCCCCGGCCGGCCUCUCCCACUUGCCUCUUCCCACUACCCUGGAGCCCAGCCCUGCGCCGCAGAGCGCUCCGGGGGCCGGCGGAGGCCCCUCCCUGUGACCUUCAUGGCUCUGGGCCACCUUCUGGGGCUGCUGGCCCUCAGCCCCCACGGACAGUCAGCUCCUCCGGGUCAGACAGCUGCUGUCGCUGCCUCGGCCCUGGGCAGAGCCCGGCCACGCCCCUAGGCCCUUCUUAGUGUUCUGCCUGAAAACCCAGCCACCUCUAGUCCCUGAGAGCAUCUUGAGCUGAUUUAGGGACCCAAGGACGGGAGCGUGGGUGGGAAGGAGGGGGUUCUCUGGAACAUGUGCAGAUUAAAUAACUGUGAAGUUUUCA
Molecule: messenger RNA, 1258 nt
Organism: Sus scrofa (pig)
Lineage: Eukaryota; Metazoa; Chordata; Mammalia; Artiodactyla; Suidae
Gene: TMUB1
Product: transmembrane and ubiquitin like domain containing 1
Biological process (GO): ERAD pathway
Molecular function (GO): protein binding
Source: RefSeq, marked validated